AUCUUAGGCACCCUCCUACUGUCCUCUCUCCGUCUCCUAUCCCGUCUCUCCGGCUGGGCUUGUGCUGCAGCGUAUUCAAGGCGAUGGGGUUGUAUCGGGGGGUUUCCCGGGCGACGGGCCAGGUGAUGCGGACGGCGGUGUUCCUGCUGUUCCUGCAGGAGGUGCAGAUGAGAGGAUAUGGACCUGCUGGUGGGGUUCCCAACGGAUACGCUGCGGGUUAUGGCUCUACUUAUGGAGUACCCAACGGACAAAGAGCUCCAACAAAUGGAAUGGAAGUUCAAAAUGGCCGCGGCAUCGGAAGAAUGUUGAUGCCUUCUAAAGGUGUGGGCAGGCCUUCAGGGGCUCAGAACGGACAGGGAAGGGAGCCAAUCAAAGGGGCAGGUGGCGCUGCCUUCGCUCGUCCCCAGUCUAAUGGUAAUGGUGCCCAUGCAGGAAAACAAUAUGGACAGGGAACUAAAGGAAACGGAUAUGGGGCUCAAUUUGGACCUUCAAGCAGACAGGCCAUGAACGGAAACGGUUACGGUGCUCACGCAGGACAGGCGAACGGACAGGGAACCAAAGGAAACGGUUACGCUGCGCAAGCAGGACAAAAUAAUGGACAAGCAAACAAAGGAAAUGGUUACGCUGCACACGCAGGACCAAGUAAUGGACAAGCAACCAAAGGAAACGGUUAUGGUGCUCAGGCCGGACAAGGCAACGGACAGUCAACUAAAGGAAAUGGUUAUGGUGCACACGCUGGACCAAAUAAUGGACAAGCAACCAAAGGAAACGGUUAUGGUGCACAUGCAGGAACAAAUAAUGGACAAGCAACCAAAGGAAACGGUUACAGUGCUCAUGCCGGACCAAAUAAUGGACAAUUAACCAAAGGAAAUGGUUAUGGUGCUCAGGCAGGGCAAGGCAACGGACAAGCAAACAAAGGAAACGGAUACGGUGCACACGCUGGACCAAAUAAUGGACAAGCAACUAAAGGAAACGGUUACGGUCUUCACCCAGGACCGAAUAAUGGACAGGGAACCAAAGGAAACGGUUAUGGUGCACACGCAGGAACAAAUAAUGGACAAGCAACCAAAGGAAACGGUUAUGGUGCACACGCAGGACAAGGCAAUGGACAAGCAAACAAGGGAAACGGUUAUGGUGCUCAGGCAGGGCAAGGCUACGGACAGGCAACCAAAGGAAACGGUUAUGGCGCUCAGGCAGGGCAAGGCAACGGACAGUCAACCAAAGGAAAUGGUUACGGGGCCCACGCUGGACCAGCUAAUGGACAGGGAACGAAAGGAAACGGUUAUGGUGCACAUGCAGGUCAAGCUAAUGGGAAAGCAGCCAAAGGCAACGGUUAUGGCGCCCAUGCUGGACAGGCUAACGGAAGAAACGCUCACCUCGGAGCCACCGGUAAACCAACGAAGGGCAACGGACAACCAACCUAUGGAGCAGGUCAGGGCCUCGGUGUCAACCAGGGCCCCCAGCUGGCUGGGAACCCCAUGACAGGAGGUUAUGGAGCUCAGCCCAGCAGAGGUCCUGCAAAGACUGCUGGGUACCAAAGGGCCGGUUCAGCGCUAGGAGCUGGGUUCCUCCCAGGAGGGAUGAAGGGGCCAAAGCCAGCUGGUUAUGGGUCUCAGAACGGUCAAGGUGCCAAACCAAACGGCUACCAGCCAGCUGCUGCUGUGCCUAAUGGCUAUGGAGCCCGGUUCAACGGUUAUGGUGCGCAUGCAGGACCAACUAAUGGACAAGGAACCAAAGGAAACGGUUAUGGUGCCCAAGCAGGAACAGCUAAUGGACAAGGAACCAAAGGAAACGGUUAUGGUGCCCAAGCAGGACCAGCUAAUGGACAAGGAAGCAAAGGAAACGGUUAUGGUGCACAGGCUGGCUUGGCUAAUGGACAAGGAACCAAAGGAAACGGUUAUGGUGCUGGAGCCGGUGUUGCCAAGGGAAACCAAGGCCAGGCCAAAGGUGUGUUAGCUGGGUUCCUCCCAGGACGUGGCAACCCCAGCCCGGCAGCAGAUAAAGCAGUUUAUUCUGGUGUUCCAAACGGAUACGUAGCCCAACCAAAUGGUUACGACCCCGCCGCGGCAGAAGCAGCAGGAGGUCCUGCGAACGGAUAUGGCGCUAAGCAGAAGGGCUAUGGCGCGCCUGAAGCUGGAGCCGUCUCCCCGAGCGCUGCAGCUCUGGGGCCCAGCGCUGGAGCUGACGGGCCUGGCUCUGCAGUCAAAGGAGUCAACGGUGACUACGAUAGGGGAGUUCAAACGGGGAAGGGCCAAUCGGGAACUCAGAGUGCGGAUCAGCAGAAGGUAUCUAACAACAAGGGUGAGAGCGGAGUCUCACCAGACCACAUCCAUGAGUCCCUGAGCGGGUUCCCUCUAGUGGACACGCACGGGAAGCCCCAGGAGAUGCCUCCAACGCAGCUCCAGUCACACAGCUCCUCACCAGAACCAGACAUUACCCCAGAGCCCAAACCAGCAGAACCAGAACCAGAACCCACCCAAGACCAGAACGUGACCCAGCACCCUGAAGAGCGUGUGACUGAUGUUCUGCUAGAGGCCACCCCCCAGCCAGGAGUAACAGAGUCUGGACCUGAGGUUCCUCAGGGAACGCAGUCCACUCCUGAAAUGGGGUAUUUGACGGGCAGCGAACUGCCCGAGCAGAACGCCCCAGUGACGGCACUCCUCCCUGGGCCCGAGCUCACCGGCCUGCUGGCCCCUGAGGGGGUCGACGGUCUCGCACCGCUACCCGAAACCGUGGCGACCACUAAAGGGGACAUCGGCCAGGAGUUGGUGCCAGAGAGGGCGGUCAUCCAGCACCAGCUACCGACACCCGGCGAGGGCUCUCUGGUUGAGAUCGCUAGCAAACCUGAGAAGAGUGCCGGGGCUUCCAUCAGUGUGGAGGGGUCUAAAGCUGCCAAACCAGACUGUGGACUCGCCACAGCAGGGGGCCAGUGGAUGAAGAUCCCCAGACCUGAUUAUGGAGCAGAACUGGGGCCCUCUGGUACCAACCAGAAAGGUUAUGGCGCAGGAGCUGCUUUCCUGAACAAAUUUGGAGGAAAACCAAACGGUCGCACUGCAGGGCCUUACCCUAAUGGAGGAGGGGCUUAUCCUAAUGGAGGAGGGCCUUACCCUAAUGGAGGAGGGGCUUAUCCUAAUGGAGGAGGGGCUUAUCCUAAUGGAGGAGGCGCUUAUCCUAAUGGAGGAGGGGCUUAUCCUAAUGGAGGAGGGGCUUAUCCUAAUGGAGGAGGGGCUAAAGCAUCCAAACCAGGUUAUGGUGCUGGAAAAGGAGGUGGAUACAAUGUACCAGGACAUGGAGCAGGUUUUGGUUCCCCUUACGGUCAACAACAGCCAGGGUUCGGGCAAGGGGCGUACCCUGGGGCUGGUCACUAUGGUAACCCAUCGUUUGGAGGGGCACCGGCCAACGGUUAUGGCUACGGGGCCGGAGUACAACCAGAGUAUGCAGGACUCCCUGCUGUGAAUGGAAAAGCAGGUCAUGGCUAUGGGGCAGGAGUUCAACCAGAAUACGCAGGUCUUGGUCAAGGAGUGCCUGCUUUCAAUGGACAAUCAGGUCAUCUGGGGGGAGUUGGAAACAGAGGACAGAACACUAAGGGACAAUAUGGUGCAGCUGUCCCUGUAGGACUAGACGGAAGCAGUCAGUUUGAGGCCCAGCCAGUCGGAAUGGACGCAGCAGGGAAAAUGGGCGGAGCCGGGAAGAUGGGCGGAGCCGGGAAGAUGGGCGGGGCUUACGGGGGCGCGUAUGGCGGGAUGGGAGGACUGCCGUACGGGGGCCAGGGGAUGGGCCCCCAGAAAUCCCUCACUAAGUAUGGGAUUGGAGGACUCCCAUUCGCUGGUCAACCCGUGGCCCUGGGGCCAGGGGCCGGACAGUACGGUUAUGGUGCUGGACAAGGAGGGCACAAUUCACCAGGAUUAGGAGCAGGGUACGGAGGACCUUAUGGAGGACAGGCUCCUGGGGCUGAUGGGAAAUCUGCUGCCAAAUAUGUUCAAGGUUAUGGAGGAUGGCCGUCUGAAUAUCAGCCACAAGGAGCAUUUGCUGGACCACAGUACCAGCCAGAAGCAGCAGGGGAUGCUAAAACGAAGUCCUCAGGAGGAUAUAGUGCUGGAAAGGUUCCCUACACCAAAGAGCCCCUCGAUACUGCUGGCGAGCCAGAGUCCCAGCAGCUGGGUGCAGGUGACAUCAGAUCUGGACAAUACGAAAUGGCCGGCCUGACCUAUGACCCUGCAUCCCUGGAGCCAGAGACGGCGGUGAAAUCCUACGUGAAGGAAGUUGCUCCGAGCACCGUGCCAGAGGUGGAAGGAGAGGGGAAGUCACUCAAUAACUACGGUGACAAGAGCAGCAAAUACAACAAGCAGGGUUUCUUUGGAACAGCCGGUUACCAAGGUUGAUCUCGGAUGACCUCACCGUUCCACCAUUCGUUUACACUGUUGUAAAUUGUUUUUAAUUCCUAGUUUUUAGUGUUUUAUUUUUAUUUUUUUAUUAUCAUUUGUCAAAAUGUGUGAUUUAUGUACCCAUGUUUGGAGAUAAAAGUUUCUUGUUUGUUGUUAUUCUGAGCAUGUGUUGUCAUGUUGUAAGUAUGUUGUUAGUGUGUUGUGUGCAUGUUGUAAGUGUGUCCAUAAACUGUCAUUAGCAUGUUGAAAGUGUGCAUUGUGUCGUUUGAUUCUAGCUCACUAGCUAACACUCUAAUGGGCUGAUUGAGUCUCUUUUAGUUCUCAUGUUUUAUCUCAUUCACUCUAAUUUAUUCACCAUGAAAAUGUUUUUAUAGUUCAUGUCACGGUCUUUGAUUAAAUACAUCCAGUUUGUUUCCAUCUUG
This is a messenger RNA of Gadus morhua (Atlantic cod), 4807 nucleotides long. RefSeq names its product calymmin (gene cmn). The record is from RefSeq and is a predicted model, not a curated record. The transcript is spliced from 69 exons. Lineage: Eukaryota; Metazoa; Chordata; Actinopteri; Gadiformes; Gadidae. Bases 84 to 4382 code for a protein of 1432 amino acids.